AUGUCGGAAGCAGAGCUCCGGAGAGCGAAGGAGAAGAUCGAAGACCUGGAGGACGAACUGAAGAGAGUGUCAAUGUACAAGAACGUGCACGAGUCUUUGAUUCAAUCACUGCAAUCCCUGAUGUCAUCACACAUUGAAAAACUAGAUGAGAUCAAGAAUGCAGAUCUCAUCUCACAAAAGUGCAGUCCGAGUGCUGUUCGAAAGCUCCUGGAACGAAUCGAUUCUACUUUAGCGCACGUGGACAAGGUGCUGUAUGAAGACAGAGACAGGAAAGGAGAGGCAAAUGAUUUGAUCAAGGCAAGACCAUCCGAUAUUCAUCAGCCCAAUGAUACGGUCUCAGAAGGAGAAAGUGUACACGUCUCUGUCAACAAUUACUCUCCACUUCAAGCCGUUUCACUCUACUCAACGCAGGAAAUGGUGGGUAACUUGACGGAACUGUCCUUUGCAGAUCACUCGAUGAAAGAAACCAAGACAGAGAGCUUUCACAAAGAAAAUUUCCAUGCAAGGGAAACCUCAUUCGACAAGGCCUGCGCCUCUUCGUGCUUGAGUGGAUUGGAAGAACCCCUGAGGCUCAAGUCUGGGUUUGCCUUUGAAAGUUCCGCUAGCUGUGACGAGAAGCAUGAGAGAGGGAAAGCAGGCACAGAACCUCCGUCGCACAAUUCAACUUCACCCGGCUCCCCGCAUACGUCCCCGAAGCCCGCCGCUGGAGACCUUGUGCACAGCGAGAGCAAGAAGGUGAUCAGUUUGAUUGCAUCAGAGCAGCCGAGUCAACGAACCAUCUCCAUCAGCCCCUACUCCUCUUGUCGCACAGAUGCUUCUGACAUCUCUGAGCCUGGAACAAAGAGCUUCAACCAGCCCAUCAUUCACCCGACGGGCAUGCCGAUAUCCUACAUGAACGUUGACAACCACCGACAGCUCUCCUCCUACACGAGCUCAGCAAGGUUAAAUUUCGCGCCCUCGUCGAGCAGCACGGAGUCGAGGAGCAUUCCUUUACAGGUGGUCUCGAGCCACUCGGUGAGCUCAAGGCCCGCAGCACUCAAGGAGACAAACAUGCCCAAGUAUCACUACAAGGAGGUGCAGAUGUAUCAAACUGACAAGGAAAAUAUGAUGAACUUCUCUCGUGUCAAGACUUUUGUACGUGGCCCCCAUUACGUCAUUUGA
Molecule: messenger RNA, 1161 nt
Organism: Guillardia theta CCMP2712
Lineage: Eukaryota; Cryptophyceae; Pyrenomonadales; Geminigeraceae
Exons: 2
Coding region: 1-1161 (386 amino acids)
Source: RefSeq, a predicted model, not a curated record